Molecule: messenger RNA, 8686 nt
Organism: Trichoderma citrinoviride
Lineage: Eukaryota; Fungi; Ascomycota; Sordariomycetes; Hypocreales; Hypocreaceae
Exons: 3
Coding region: 56-8686 (2876 amino acids)
Source: RefSeq, a predicted model, not a curated record
AUAGCUUCCAUGAUUGCGACGUUGCGGUGCCGCUGCAUCAGCUCCCAUUCUCACAAUGGCUGCCGCCGAUGUCCUGGCAUUCGAUCCGCCUUGGAACAGAUGCACCCAAUGGCCAACCCCCAGGCAACCGAAGCCAGGUACUCUCUGGAAUGAGCACAGUCUGCAGUCCCAGCUGCAACUCAUCUCUCGAGCUUGGAUCGGUGGUAGAGAGCAUCGAUCGUCCUCGAAAUGCACCUCGCAGCAGCGCAAACCACUAAUUGUGCCCAGCAUCUUCCUGCAGCGGCUCUCUCGACAUCAUGCAACACCCGCAGCGACCUCUUCCGUCCAUCAUGUCAUAAGACCUCAUCACGCCGAUUCGAAUGUUCGCCGAGUUGCACCACACGAUGAACCUCUCCAUCCACCAGCCGCGGCCCAAUCGGAGCGGCCCAGGCGACCCCGGUCUAGCUUCCUCGACGAUCCGGUUCUCAAUGUAAUCAUCGAUCUCACCUCUGAAGACGGUUUUGUCGCCUGCAAAGGCAAGAAAAACAAGAACAGAGGAGGAUCCAACGGCAAAUCCAGCAACAACAACAACAACAACAAACCUCCAGAGGAGCCCUCCAGAGAAGGCAGCCAGAACCCCGACGGAAAUGGCGGUGGGGAUCAGGGUGGUAGUGGUGGUAAUGCGGACCAGGGCGGAGCUGCAGGUGACGGAGAUACUAAUGCUGGUGGUGGCGGUGAUGGGGACAGGGAUAGCGACAAGGGUGCAAACAAUGACAACGCGCAACAUGAUUUGUCGGUGCCUCCCAAAGGCAGCGAAAAGGAUACCAAGACCAAAAAGGGCCCUGAGACCGAGUCUCCUCAUCCUCCAACCAACGCGAUCGACGACGACUCUCUUCACGACGUGAACCUCAACGACGACGGCGGCAAAGCUUCCGAUUCUGGGCUGCACGCGCACGAGUCCAAGAGUGGAUUUGGGGCCUGGAGUAGUAAAUUGGUGUCGCUUGUUGGUGGUGCCGCCAGCGGAUCCUUGAGUGGUUACGAUGCCCAUACCGACGCUGGCGACAAAAACAACAACCUCGAUACCAAUCCUUGGAGCGCCAGCGACUCGAAGCAGUCCAGCUCUGUAGCAUUUGCAGUCGCCGAUACCGAUGCGACACAGACAAAGCCUCAAACCCAAGUUGAGACGCCCCAGAAUGCUGUAGAUGGGGACGAUGACCUCUGGGGCUUUACUUCUUCUAAGAAAAAGAGCAAGAAGGUCAAUACCGCACUCAACUCCGUUGCUGCCACAGCGGCUCCAGGAGUGAACGACGGCCUCACCAAAGGCGACACCGAAAAGACACACAACAAGAAAGCAAGCGACCCGUCAGUUGAGGACGAAGUGAAGCCAGACCCCAUGCCGCCGCCCAAGGGGUCGUCCAGGCAGGAGGCGGAGCAGAAGAAAAAGCAGGAAGACGAGGGUUGGUCCUUUGGCUGGGGCUUUGGCAAGAACAAAAAGAAGGCCGAGGAGAGCGUGAAGCAGUCCGAGCAGCAAAUACCCGUUCCCCCGCCGCCUCCCCCUGCGCCACCUCCGCCAUUCGCAGCCCAGGCGGAAGCGGCUCUUCUCUCUGAGAAUGUAUGGGACUCCGUUCCUUCUGCAAAGGACAAGAAGAAGAAGAGGGACAAACUAGCGCAGCCCGACAUCAUAGCCGUCCCAGAGCCAGAGUCAAAAGCCAAGCUCGAGUCCAAGGAGCCGGACGACGACCUCUGGGGUUACCCUGGUAAAAAGCAAACCAAGAGGGAGAAGGAGAAGGAGGCGGAAAAGACCAAGGAGAAAGACAAGGACAAGGAUAGGAAGAAAUCGAAAUUGGCAACAUCCGACGAACCAGCUUCGGAGAAACCUGCUUCGCGCAUACCUCUUCCUAAAGACAAGCGACUUGGUGGGAACGAACCUUUGAUAACCGGCAAAGAAUCAUCGCGAAUCGCCAAAGAAGCGGUGGCAAACGGCAAAGCCAAGGAAGCAGAAGUCGAUAAAGGCCCAGAGGAAACGAAUGCCGGCGCACCCAAGACUGGGACUUCUGAAGAGGGUUGGAGCUUCUGGAGUUUUGCCAACAAGAUAAAGGGUGAUUCAAUUACCGGGUCUGGCGCUGACGAAGCAAGGGAAGGGUCAUCAAAGGCGGAAACGCAAAGCCCAAAGUCUUCGGGAGAACGCAUCGACGAGACGGACAAGGACAAGGACGGGGACAAGGAUAAGAAGAAGAAGAAGAGCUCAUCUUCUGACCCGUCCAAGGGCGACUCGAAAAUCGAAAAGUCCAAGCACGAAGACGUCUCGGGCUCCAAGAAGGACAAGAAGAAGGGGACCGCCGAUUUGGUUCAGCUAGGGGCCCCGUCCGCGGAUGACUCUAACAACUUAGGUCUGGACACGACCGACGCUUUCGGCAGCGAGAACUUCUUCGGCUCUUGGGGUAUCGGCAAGAGCGAUAAGAAGCGGAGAGACGUUGACGACUCGUCGUGGAAGCCUGAUGGCAUUGAGGAGCCAACCGACCACACCUCGCCCCAGGGCAAGAAGAAGCCCACUUUCAGGGGCGGCCCAGUGGAAGUUUUGGAUGAGACCACCGGUGAGAUUGUCCUGCCUGACGACGUAGAGGAGGUCAGGGACGGCAAGGCCGAGGGUGUCGACAGCUACAUCUGGACAAAGUCCAGCAAGGCGUUGUCGAGAUCUCAGAAGGGGGCCUUAGCUAUUCUACCUCCCCGUGCGCCCACACCCCCCUCGAUGCACUUUACUGAACCUGAAGAUGAAGCAGGAGAUGCCGAUGCCAAAUCGAAGCUCAAAUCAUCGAAAGACAGAGAAGCGGACAAGGUGCCCAAGCUGACCGAUAAGGACCUCAAGAGGCUUGAAAGGGAGAAGAAGAAGGCCGACAGGGAAGCCGACGAACGAUCCCGACAAGAAGAAGCCGAUCGAAUGGCGGAAGAGCAGAAGGCACUGGAACUCGCUCGCGAGGCAGAAGAAAAGGCCAGACUCGAGGAGGAAGCUGAAGCUGCGAUUGCUGCCAAGGAAGAGGCCGAAAUGGCUGCGCUGGUUGACAAGAAAGCCAGGAGGGGCAAAUUGACCAGGAGAGACCAGGAUAAGCUUACCUCCCUAAAAGAGAGUACCGCAAGCCGGGCCGAGAGACGAGCUGCGCGAGAAGCCAGAGCACGUGAGGCUGAGGAGCGUGCCGCCCAGGAACAGGCAGCCCGAGAAGCUGAAGAGCAAGCAGCUCGCGAAGCUGAGGAACGUGCUGCCCGAGAGGCAGAGGAGCUUCAAGCCAUCAUUGCCGAGGAACGAGCAGAAAUGAAAGCCUUGCUUACGAAGAAGAUCAAGAAGAACAACAAGUUGCCUCGGAAAGAAGAAGAAAGACUCACCCAACUUCAAGAAAACGCUGCAAAGCGUGCCAAAGAGCGUGCUGCUCGCGAAAUACAAGAUAGAGACUCCAAAGAGGCCGCAAAAGAGCAAGAGCCAGACGAGCCCCAGGCUGAGACUGUCGAAGAAGUGGAUGAUGCCGAAGCUGCAGUCGCCGUCCCAGCUGGAGACGGAGAAGACGUCGAUGAUGAGCAGCAACAGGCGCUCCGCGAAUCCGAGGAACAGGCCAUUCGGGAAGCAGAAGAGCGUGCGGCCGCUGUCGUCAAGGAAGAAGAAGAGGAACUGGCAACGCUGAUGGCAAAGAAAACGAAACGGGGCAGGCUUCUCAGGAAAGACGAGGAGAGGCUCGUUGCGCUCCAGGCCAAUGCCGCAAAACGGAAAGACGAAGCAGCCCAGGAAGCGGCACGAAGAGCCCAGGAGGAAGAGCGUGCCGCCCGCGAAGCCGAGGAACAAGCUGCUCGUGACGCUGAGGCUGCUGCCCAGGAAGCCGCCCGUCAAGAAGAAGAACGUGCCCGAGAGGCUGAGGAACAAGCCGCUGCUAUCCUUCGAGAAGAAGAAGAACUGGCUGCUUUGGUCACAAAGAAGGCCAAGCGAGGCGGUAAGCUUCUGAGAAAAGACGAAGAGAGACUUGUUCUACUCCAAGAAAAUGCUACCAAGCGGGCUGAUGAGCGAGCUGCUCAGGAAGCUGAGAAAGCUGCCCGGGAAGCUGAGGAGCAAGAGCGUGAAGCCCAGGAACGAGCGGCUGCUAUCGCCAUGGAAGAAGAGGAAAUAGCCGCUCUGAUAUCGAAGAGAGUGAAGAGAGGAGGGAGGCUCCUCGGAAAGGACGACGAGAGACUCGCACUACUUCAAGCCAACGCCACAAAACGGGCGGAAGAGCGCGCAGCCCAGGAAGCAGAACAGGCUGCACGAGAAGCCGAGGAGCAAGCCGCUCGAGAGGCUGAACAAGCAGCAAAGGAAGCUGAAGAACGGGCUGCGCGAGAGGCUGCAGAAGCUGCAGAGGCUGCCGCGAUUGCCAAGGAGGAGGAGGAGAUAGCCGAACUGAUCUAUAAGAGGGACAAUUCGUUCAUGGGCAUUUCGAGCAAAGGAGAGCAGCGACUAAAACUCCUUCAGGCCAAGGCAGCAAAGCGAGCUGAAGAAAAAGCGGCACGAGAAGCGGCUAUUGAAGAGGAGCGGGCAAGGCAAGAAGCUGAGCGUCUCGCACGUGAAGCUGAAGAGCAGGCCGCUCGGGAAGCCGAGCAAGCAGCCAGGGAGGCAGAGCAGGCAGCCAAAGAAGCCAAAGAGCAAGAGGAGCGAGAAGCCAGGAAGGCCGCUGCAAUUGCUAAAGAGGAAGAAGAAUUGGCGUACCUCCUCGAGAAGAAGGCCAAGGCAUACAAGGGCAGACUUCUCAAUCAGGCCGAAGAGAGAAUCAUCCAGCUUCAGGCCAACGCCGCCAGACGAGCCGAAGAAAAGGCGGCCCGGGAAGCUGAAGAGCAAGCGGCCCGGGAAGCCGAGCAGGCAGCCAGAGAAGCGGAGCAAGCAGCCAAAGAAGCCGAGGAGCUUGCCGCUCUGGAAGCAAAGAAACUCGCCAUGAUUGCUGAAGAAGAAAAGGCACUGGCAAUGCUACUCGAAAAGAAGGCCAAGUCGAAGCUGUCGUCCAAGGGAGAGGAGAGGCUGAAGAGUCUUCAGGCCAACGCCGCCAAGAGGGCUGAAGAGAAGGCUGCCCGAGAGGCUGAGGAACAAGCGGCCCGGGAAGCUGAGCAAGCGGCCAAGGAAGCCGAGGAGCAAGCUGCUCGGGAGGCGGCAGAGGCCGCUGCGAUCGCCAAGGAAGAGGAAGAACUCGCCUACCUCCUCGAAAAGAAAGCCAGGUCGUAUAAAGGAAAGAUGCUCAACCAGGCAGAAGAGCGGCUGGCCGAGUUGCAGGCGAAUGCCCAACGGCGGGCUGAAGAGAAAGCGGCACGGGAAGCUGAGGAGCAAGCAGCCAGGGAAGCCGAAGAGCGAGCCGCACAGGAGGCGGCAGAAGCUGCCGCAAUCGCCCAAGAGGAGGAAGAGAUUGCCCUUCUACUCAAGAAGAAGGCAAGCUCCUUCAAAGGCCUGUCAAGCAAAGCCGAACAACGGUUGAAAGAGUUGCAGGCCAAUGCGGCAAGGCGAUUGAAGGAGAAGGCCGACCGAGAGGCUGAGGAGAAGGCCGCUCUGGAAGCUGAGCAGGCGGCCAGGGAGGCAGAAGAGCGGGCCGCCCAGGAGGCCGCAGAGGCUGCAGCGAUCGCACAAGAAGAGGAAGAAAUGGCAGCGCUCCUCGACCGAAAGGCCAACUCAUUCAUGGGCUUGUCAAGCAAAAAUCAGAGGCGUUUGGACGAGCUUCUGGCAAACGCUGAGCAGCGGGCAGCUCGUAAAGCCGAAGAACAAGCUGCAUACGAAGCAGAACAAGCUGCAAAGGAGGCAGCAGCCAUCGCCGAAGAGGAAAAGGAACUGGCCGAUCUGCUGCACAAAAAGGACAGGAAGGGCAAGCUGUCGAAGAAGGACACUGAACGAUUGACUCAUCUUCGAGACAACGCGGCGAGAAGAAAGGAAGAGCAGGCCGCACGCGAAGCCGAGGAAGCCGCCAACGCCAAGCAAGACGACGACGAUGGAGACGAGGAUGCCCUUGAAGAUGGCGAUCACGCUAACGACAAUGAUGACGAUGAUGUCGACGCCGAUGAUGACAACGAGGAUAUUGAUGCCAACGACGAAAAAGAGGCCAUCCGCCUGGCUGAAGAAGAAGAGGCGGCCCGCGAAGCCGAGGAGCAAGCAGCCCGAGAGGAAGAGAUGAGGGCUGCUCGCGAGGCUGAGGAAAAGGCCGCACAGGAAGCUGAAGAAGCCGCGAGAAAACUGAAGAAGAGCUCCAAGAAAGACAAGAAGGACAAGGACGACAAGAAGGAUAGGAAGGACAAGAAGGACAAGAGGUCUCGGGAUCUCCCGUCCGAACCUGAAGCGGAGCCGGUUGUAGUGGAGGAAAAGGCAGAAGCAGGGACCAAACCGUUCCCUGAUUUCGACUUGAGCCCUGCUGAGAUUGAAGAGCUGCUUGCGCCCAAGGAGAACAACGCAUCAGGUGCGUUCAGCUUCUGGGGCCUAGGCGGCAAGAAGUCGAAGCCCAAAGAGGAACCAGAGACUCGGUCGGUUGAGGAUACGUCUCUGAAAUCCUCAGAGCAGCCGAAAUCUGUCGGCGGUAGAAUCGCCCAAGGCCUCAAAGCUUUCCAUGAAGAACCGGAAGAAGUAGCCGAUCCCGCCCAUCCACCAACCCCCCCACCGGCAUCAGACUCGGACAAAGAAGAGGAACCCGCGGAAAGACAAGACAAAGAAGCGGCAGAUGAUGAACAGGUGGCUAGAGAAGAACCAGCAGCUAACUUUGAACAGGCAACCGAAGCUUUGCAGUAUGGAGAGGAUGUAGAAGAACAGCCAACCGCUAAGAGGGAGCCCCCACGAGAAGAUCGUACCCGCCGACGGAGAAAGGUGGAGGAGCCCAUCAUCGCGGCAGACAGAGACCUUCCAAGGAGGCACCGUAGGGUCUCUGAUGUUCCAGGUACCUUCCCUGACGAGGAUGACGAAAACGAGAUUGUUGCCAUCGUCGAUGAAGGUCCAAGAAGAGAGAAAGACAGCGCAAAGCGGCACAAAAAGCGACGUCCCAGAGAGGAUAUGGCAGUACCGUCUCCUCCUCCUCCAAUGGUCCCGAUGCCGCCUCCUCCUCCACCUGCGGUUCCUGAUCCGCCCUUGACGCCGCCCCCGGAGCCGAAAACGUCCAGAAAAGAACGGUCGAGAUCCAGCCGAGAAAAGGAGAAGUGGCCCGCGGUGGAAUCCCCUCCACGCAGGGAAAGGGAAGAGAAGAGAUCGUCGAAGCACAAGUCGGAAAAGUCGUCCAGACGGGCACUCGAAAAGACGUCCUCCAGAGACUCCACUUCAGACAGGGUGGAGCGAUCGGAAAAGCCGUCAAGAUCAUCAGGACGAGACCGAGUUUCGGGAAUGUUCAGCGGUAACCCCCCAACUCGAUCAAUGUCAAUGCGAGAAAAGGAGAAGCGACCGGGUAUGAAUGGGAGCAGCAAGCCGUCCCGGAGACACUCCGUCCAUACCCACGGUCUUGCUUCCCCCCCUCCAGAAGAGGUCCUGACGUCAAAGGCGGCCAAAACUCUCGGCUUCGACAAAUCGGGCUCAAAGAGGAGAUCUCGCAGGCCCCAGGAUGAUGAGGAUAUUGUCAUGACGGGCGCUCUCGAUGCAGAUGCCGACGCUGAUGCCCACGCGCCUCACGGACACGAGAGACAUAGAAGCAAAAGAUCCCGCGAUGAGGACAUUCUCCCAGUGGAGCCUCCCAGCCCGGAGCGGCCAGACAGGCGAGGAACGUCAGCUUCCAAGAAGACCGGGCUGUCUGGGCUAUUCAGCGGCUUCAUGACACCCAGAGCGUCCAAGGUUGAGACGGGGGUAGACUUUGAUGUGCCUAUGGCGGACACUGAUCGAGAAGGUCCUCGAGUAUCAAGCCGGAAGACCAGAAAGUCAGAGCGAGAAGCAGAGCGGCCUUCUGAGGACCGCGAACGGAGACGGAAGCGCAGAGACGAUAGCGAGACCCGCAAACUUGAAGAAAAGGAGGCCCGGCGUGAACGCCGUGCUGCUCGCCAGCGCGAGGAAGAGGAGCGGCGCGCGGCGGACGAGCGAGAGGCUCGGAGGGCUGAGCGGCGCCUUCGUAAAGAAAGAGAGAAGGAGAAGGAGCGGGAGCGGGAGAGGGAGAGGGAGAGGGAGCGAGAAGAAGAGGCUGCGAGAGCAGGCAAGCGGCAGCGUCGCAGAUCGCAUGCCGAUCCAACCGAUGAUGAAGCUGCUGAGCGCCAGCGUAGACGAGAAGCGAAACGUGCCGCAAGGGCUGCUGAGGAAGAAGCGGCGGCGGCGGCAGCGUACCGGCAGAGGAAGAGCAGUCGUCGAUAUACCGAACCGACGACGGAUGACCAUGUCUACCCGGCCAAGGAACGUCGACGUGACGGCAAGAGAGCAGCUCCGGCGGCUUGGCCACACUCCGGAACGUCGUCAUGGGUUAAGGAGCAUUCUGACCCCCCUCCGCAUCACGAUGAUGCUGGACAUACGACAGAUGCGAUGCCGCAUACUGAAGACGAACAUGCCCGACGAGAGGCGCGGCGCGCAAGGCGGAGAGCCAAGCAAGAAGAAGUGGCCGUGGAAGAUGCAGACGAGAAGCGCCGGCGAGAGAGGCGCGAGCGACGAGAGCGGGAGAAGCGCAAUGGCCCAUCUGAGGGCAGCGAUGAACGCCAUCGCAGCCGACGAAACUCUGCGGCGGCAGCAGAGCCGGCGCCUCGAAGCAGCUGGUGGAGGAGGUUUGGCUGA